AUGGCCUUGAAUUUCUUCUCCGCUUCUCUUCACCCAAUCUCGAAUCCUUCUUCUUCCUCCUCGUCUCGAUCCAAACAGAGACACCCUCUUCUCCAACUCUCUCUUCCUCAAGCAACAACACGUGUCCGUUCAGAGCGAAGCGAAAGCGGCGUCACCGAAAACGACGAUCCUUCUUCCUCUUAUUUCUCCGGUCCUUCUUCUUCGUCAUCAUCAGCACGCACACAGCUAGAUUUCCUCGACCAGCUAACUUCCACAAGCGAUGGGUACUUAAGUGAUGAUGGUGGUGGGUCGAGAGGAGGAUUCACAAUCCGUGAGCAAUUAGCUGGGCUUGUUGGUAACAGAGACGACGAUUUCAUGAUUCCUCUAGGCAAAAACUUGAAGAAAGUGAGUCCUAAAUUCUUGACAACUUCUCAGAAAAGGAACAUAAAGAGGCAAAGCUAUCUUAACGAAGUCUCUCAGAGGAACGACUCUGUUUUCUUCGCCACUAUCGGCGCCUUUGUUCUCCUCCCUCCUUUGUUCAUCUUAGGCAUCGCUAUUUUAACUGGCUAUGUUCAACUCUUCCCAUAA
Messenger RNA from Microthlaspi erraticum, 567 nucleotides. The record is from the annotation of a GenBank genome assembly. Lineage: Eukaryota; Viridiplantae; Streptophyta; Magnoliopsida; Brassicales; Brassicaceae.